AUGCAGAGAUCCUUCGCCUGCCUCCUGGAGCAGAGCCGGAGCCGCAGCUCUGACCUGGCCCUCAGUGCCUCCUACCUGGAGAUCUACAACGAGCAGGUCCGGGACCUGCUGAGGCCGGGGCCGCCGUGCGCCCUGCCCCUGCGGUGGAGCAAAACCCGCGGCUUCUACGUGGAGAACCAGCUCAGCGUGGACUUCGAGAGCCUGGAGGCCAUCGCCGACCUGCUCCUGCAAGGAUCCCAGAGGCGACGGACCUCGGCGCACGCCCUCAACAGGCACUCGAGCCGCAGCCACGCUCUUCUGACCAUCCACGUCCGCCACCGGGCUCCCAGCGCCUGCCCCAGCAAGCAGGGCACGCUGUGCUUUGUGGACCUGGCCGGCAGCGAGCGGGUGAAGGAGACCGGCUCCAGUGGGGAGCUCUCUGUGGAGGCCAACAACAUCAACCGCAGCCUCCUAGCGCUGGGUCACUGCAUCUCUCUGUUGGCCAAACCCCGAGGGAAGCGGACGCACAUCCCCUACCGAGACAGCAAGCUCACCCGGCUGCUGGCCCGCUCCCUGGGUGGCUCGGGCAUCACCCUGAUG
Molecule: messenger RNA, 579 nt
Organism: Leptosomus discolor (cuckoo roller)
Lineage: Eukaryota; Metazoa; Chordata; Aves; Leptosomiformes; Leptosomidae
Source: RefSeq, a predicted model, not a curated record